Molecule: messenger RNA, 286 nt
Organism: Heteronotia binoei (common prickly gecko)
Lineage: Eukaryota; Metazoa; Chordata; Lepidosauria; Squamata; Gekkonidae
Product: metallothionein-1
Exons: 1
Coding region: 41-232 (63 amino acids)
Molecular function (GO): metal ion binding
Source: RefSeq, a predicted model, not a curated record
GUCUGAACGUUUACCAGCCGCUGAACAAACCGAACCCAGGAUGGACGCUGAAGACUGUCCCUGCGUUAGUGGUGGUCUGUGCACCUGUGGCAACAACUGUCAGUGCAAAAAUUGCAAGUGCAAAUCGUGCAGAAAAAGUUGCUGUUCCUGUUGCCCGGUUGGCUGUGCCAAGUGUGCCCAGGGCUGUAUCUGCAAAGGGCAGCCUGCCGCAAAGUGCAGCUGCUGCAAGUGAAUGUCCACUCGCUGUCCAAGCGAUUAUCUGUAUAUUUGAUUGCCUACCAGAAUU